This is a messenger RNA of Seminavis robusta, 819 nucleotides long. The record is from the annotation of a GenBank genome assembly. Lineage: Eukaryota; Bacillariophyta; Bacillariophyceae; Naviculales; Naviculaceae.
AUGACAUCCUCAAUUUCCAAAUCCAAUAAUACUGUCCGUCGCAGUGAUGGGCGGCUGUUGCUGAAUGCAGAUGGUAGUGCUUGUACCACACUACGUCCAUUAUCCUGUGAAUUGUCAUGCUUGCAGAGAGCCGAUGGGUCCUCUUUGUGGAAGUCUGGAUCGACACAAGUCAUGGCGGCCGUAUAUGGUCCUAUUGCACCCCGAAUUCCAUCGCAAGAAAAGGGCGACGAAGCUCAAGUGUCGGUGGUCAUCAAGUCAGGACGACACAAUAAUGCCAACAACAACAGCAAGAGCAACAAUAGUAUGCUGGAACGAGAAUGGGAACAAUUACUGACUUCCAUUUUAACCGCCUGCAUUGAUACUCAUGCGUACGCCCGGACUGUAGUGGAAGUGGUAUUGCAAGUCGUUCAAGAUGAUGGUUCCGUCUUGGCGGCGGCACUACAUUCUUCAGUGGCUGCCUUGAUGGACGCAGGAGUAUCCCUGACCAAUCUACCGGUAGCCACCACAUUUUUACUCUCCAUCCACAAGGAAAAGCCACUCCUUAUUUUGUUGGAUCCAUCCUCCAACGAAGAGACAAAUCCUGAAAAUUGUGUACUGGUAAUGGUGACCGAAAACAACGACCCCAAACGCAUUCUGGCCACUCAUUCCAUGACGGCAACAUCUUCCAAAAAGACAAAGACAGUGGCCACCCUGUCAGCUACCACUGUUCUAUCUUGCGCCCAAGCGGCAGCCAAGGCUACACCUGCUGUGGUCACAUUCUGGAGACUUGCCAUGGAACAACGGGUCACACGAGAGUCUCAAACCUUGUGGUCGUCUUAG